Messenger RNA from Rhododendron vialii, 1242 nucleotides. RefSeq lists its product as uncharacterized. NCBI's taxonomy places the organism in Eukaryota, Viridiplantae, Streptophyta, Magnoliopsida, Ericales, Ericaceae. The record is from RefSeq and is a predicted model, not a curated record. The transcript has 5 exons. Bases 218 to 1153 code for a protein of 311 amino acids. Gene Ontology annotation, molecular function: hydrolase activity.
AAUAAAAUCUCAGCAUCUACCCGAGAAAAAACCAGAAACGACAAAAACAAAAACCUCGAGGUUAGACAAGCAGAUGAUGGCUUUGACUAUCAGUCUAUCACCACUCCCCAUCAUAAAAACUUAAGAGCAAAUCUCUACCAUCCUUCCUAGAAUUCGCAAGCCUCGGCUCACAUCUAUUUUCUUCUUCCCCAAACACCUCUCAUCAUAUCACAGAGAAAUGGAGAAUACCCAACACAAGUAUGUUGAUGUAAGAGGGCUCAAGCUUCAUGUUGCAGACAUCGGAACAGGUCCGGCGGUGGUUUUCUUACAUGGGUUUCCGGAGAUAUGGUACUCGUGGCGGCAUCAGAUGGUGGCGGUGGCCGGUGCUGGGUUCCGAGCAAUUGCACCUGACUGCAGGGGAUACGGGCUCUCUGAUCAGCCUCCUGAGCCAGAGAAGGCUACUUUUAGGGACCUCGUUGACGAUCUUCUUGCCAUUCUCGACUCAUUUGGGAUACCCAAGGCUUUUCUUAUUGCGAAGGACUUCGGAGUUCGACCAGCUUACCACUUUGCACUUCUUUACCCAGAGAGAGUUUCAGGAGUCAUAACACUAGGUGUUCCCUUCCUUCUUGCAGGCCCAGAAGCAUUUCCUCGUGAAUUGCUUCCUAAAGGUUUCUAUAUGCUGCGGUGGCAGGAACCAGGGCGAGCUGAAAAGGACUUUGGCCGUUUUGAUGCCAAGACGGUGGUGAAGAGCAUUUACAUUCUUUUCUCUGGAAGUGAGCUACCUGUUGCUAGGGAGGACCAGGAGAUAAUGGACAUGGUUGACCCGUCCACGCCGCUUCCUCCUUGGUUCUCCGAAGAAGAUCUUGAGAACUAUGCAGCUUUAUACGAGAAAUCUGGUUUCCGAACUCCAUUGCAACUGCCAUACAGGGCUUGGCUGGAAGAUUAUGGAGUAUCUGAACUUAAAGUGAAAGUCCCUACGUUGCUCAUCAUGGGCGAAAAAGAUUACGUCCUGAAAUUUCUGGGCAUAGCAGAGUACAUAACAAGUGGGAAAGUGAAGGAAUAUGUACCUGAUUUGGAGACCAUAUUCAUGCCUGAGGGCACGCACUUCGUGCAAGAACAGCUCCCUGACCAGGUGAACCAGCUCAUCAUCUCCUUCCUCAACAAGCAUACUUGAUGUAACUGUCUACUUAUCCCUGGAGAGAAAUAAGUUGUGUUGUAUGUAUGGUUCCUUGAUGUUGGAGUUGAAACUGGGAUUGGUUUGUC